GCUGUGCUGGCAGCGGCGUGCUGGGAGCCUCGUACGCCAGGAGCCUCGUACGCCUGGUGCAGGUGCUGCCUUUCCGUUACUGCUCCUCGCUCCUUAGGGAAGCAGUUCUGCAGCCGACAGGGGUCACACGGAGCCCUCUCGGCUUCCAUGUGAUCCCUUCAGUAUCCAACAUUGUUCCCGAGAGCUGCCUGCUCAUCGUGGUGGGCCUUUUGGUUGGAGGGCUCAUCAAAGGGGUGGGUGAAAAGCCUCCCAUCCUCAAGUCGGACAUCUUCUUCCUCUUCCUCCUCCCACCCAUCAUCUUGGAUGCCGGCUAUUUCCUCCCUUUACGCCAAUUCACUGAGAACCUGGGCACCAUCCUCAUCUUUGCCGUGGUGGGGACGCUCUGGAAUGCCUUCUUCUUGGGUGGCCUGAUGUAUGCCGUGUGCCAGCUGGGCGGCCCGGGCCUGAACCACAUUGGCCUCUUGGCCAACCUACUUUUCGGCAGCAUCAUCUCGGCCGUGGACCCGGUGGCCGUGCUGGCCGUCUUCGAGGAGAUCCACAUCAACGAGCUGCUCCACAUCUUGGUCUUCGGAGAGUCCCUUCUGAACGACGCCGUCACGGUCGUCCUCUACCACCUCUUCGAGGAGUUUGCCAACUUCGAGCAGGUGACCAUUAUCGAUAUCAUCCUCGGCUUCCUCAGCUUCUUCGUGGUAUCGCUGGGUGGUGUCUUCGUGGGCGUCAUUUAUGGGGUGAUCGCUGCCUUCACGUCCCGCUUCACCUCCCACAUCCGAGUCAUCGAGCCCCUCUUCGUCUUCCUCUACAGCUACAUGGCCUAUCUCUCUGCUGAGCUCUUCCACCUCUCCGGCAUCAUGGCGCUCAUCGCCUCCGGCGUGGUCAUGCGACCCUAUGUGGAAGCCAACAUCUCUCACAAGUCCCACACCACCAUCAAGUAUUUCCUCAAGAUGUGGAGCAGUGUGAGUGAAACCCUUAUCUUCAUCUUCUUGGGUGUCUCCACCGUGGCUGGCCACCACUACUGGAACUGGACCUUCGUCAUCAGCACACUGCUCUUCUGCCUCAUCGCGAGAGUUUUAGGCGUCCUGGUCCUCACCUGGUUCAUCAACAAGUUCCGAAUCGUGAAGCUUACACCGAAGGACCAGUUCAUCAUCGCCUACGGGGGCCUGCGGGGAGCCAUCGCCUUCUCCCUCUGUUACCUCCUGGACUAUAAGCAUUUCGGCAUGAGGGACAUGUUCCUCACGGCCAUCAUCACGGUCAUCUUCUUCACAGUUUUCGUGCAGGGCAUGACCAUCCGACCCUUGGUGGACCUGCUGGCCGUGAAGAAGAAGCAAGAGACAAAGCGCUCCAUCAACGAAGAGAUCCACACGCAGUUCUUGGAUCACCUUCUGACGGGGAUCGAGGAUAUCUGUGGUCACUACGGGCAUCACCACUGGAAGGACAAGCUGAAUCGCUUCAACAAGAAGUACGUGAAGAAGUGCCUGAUUGCGGGGGAGCGGUCCAAGGAGCCCCAGCUCAUCGCCUUCUAUCACAAGAUGGAGAUGAAGCAGGCAAUCGAGCUGGUGGAGAGUGGGGGCAUAGGCAAGAUCCCCUCCGCUGUCUCCACCGUCUCCAUCCAGAACAUCAACCCCAAGACCCUCCCCGUGGAGCGCAUCCUUCCGGCCCUGUCCAAGGACAAGGAGGAGGAGAUCCGAAAAAUCCUUCGCAACAACCUGCAGAAAACCAGGCAGAGGUUGCGAUCCUACAACCGACACACACUUGUGGCUGACCCCUACGAGGAAGCCUGGAACCAGAUGCUCCUGCGCAGGCAGAAGGCCCGGCAGCUGGAACAGAAGAUGAACAACUACCUGACGGUGCCGGCUCACAAGCUCGAUUCGCCCACCAUGUCCCGGGCUCGCAUAGGCUCAG
Tauraco erythrolophus (red-crested turaco) is the source of this 1899-nucleotide messenger RNA. The record is from RefSeq and is a predicted model, not a curated record. NCBI's taxonomy places the organism in Eukaryota, Metazoa, Chordata, Aves, Musophagiformes, Musophagidae.